AUGACACGAACAGGUGGCCUGUACGCCAACAAGCGGGUUCUUGCGAAGAACUGUACCUCCUUCUUGGUGACCCCAUCACAUCUUCUGUUCACUACAUCUCAACACCUGCUGAAGUUUGUUCAUCUGAACCAUGUGGAUGAGAUGGAAGUGCCCGAAGAUACCCCGGAAACGGAUGAGAGAUGCCGCAGCCUUGAACGUGGAUCAAAACUCGUGUCCGUGAUGCCGUCGGUAUUCGGGGUCGUACUUCAGGCACCACGAGGUAACAUUGAGACUAUCUACCCUCGUGCGCUAGUCUUGGCAGGCAUUCGUACCUUCAUCGAUCAGAAGAAAUACCGUUCUGCAUUCUUGGCUUGUCGUAGCCAGAUGGUUGACUUGAACAUUCUCCAUGACUAUGCCCCUCAGCAGUUCCUGGAGAACAUUCUGCUUUUCGUUGAGCAAGUCAAGAAGAUUGAAUUCAUUGAUGACUUCCUAUCUCGUCUCAGCGAGGAUGAUGUCUCUCAAACAUUGUACAAAGAUACUCUUAAGAUCUCCAAGAACGAAUCCGCAGUUGUUGCUCAGCCAGAUGCUCCAAAUGUGCCUGCUGCUCUUAAAUCCACAAACAAAGAGGGCAAGAUCAACACUAUUUGUAAUGCUUUCUUGGAGGUUUUGCAAAGUCGCUUGGACACAAACUUGCAAAACUUGAUUACUGCACACGUGUGCAAGUCACCACCUGAUCUGGAAGCUGGCUUGGGGCUAGUUGCACGUCUACGGACUGAAAACCCUGAGCAAGCAGAUGAUGCCAUUGAGCACAUGUGUUUCUUGACAGAUGCCAACCGCCUCUACUCUCACGCACUUGGAAUUUAUGACCUCGAACUUACCCUUCUGGUCGCUCAACAAGCUCAGAUGGACCCCCGAGAAUAUCUUCCGUUCCUCCGCAAACUGCAGCAAUUGCCCGAGACUCGCCGUCAAUAUGAGAUUGACAACCACCUCUCGCGCUUCACAAAGGCCUUGAAGCACCUUUUCACCCUGGGAGCCCACGAAGAGAUUCUCGGCUACGUUGCCAAGCACGUCCUAUACAAAGAAGCUCUCGAGAUCUACAAAUACCAGCCGGAGCAGCAGAAAGAGAUCACGCAUCUCUAUGCCGACUACCUCUCUGGGGAAUCUAAACACAAGGAUGCUGCAAUUGCCUACGAGUCGCUCGAAGUGUACGGCGAGGCCUACAAAUCCUAUCACCUAGCUCAUAUGUGGCGAGAGUCUCUAUACUGUGCCAUGAUGGCCUCACUGUCCGAGGAAGAUCUGGCUACGCACAUUAAUGACCUCAUCGUAACCCUCGACGAGGCUCGUGACUAUGUGUCGGCAGCAACAAUUCAUGCAGAGCACCUGCAUGACAUUGAAACAGCCGCACAGCUUUUGUGUCGGGGUUCGAAGUUUGCCGAUGCCGCCCGUCUGCUAACGCUACACGGCAAAAAGGAACUGGUUGCAGACAUCGUCGACCCCGGACUGGCAGAGGCAAUGGGAUCAAUGACGGAUCUGCUCGCAGACUGCAAAUCCCAGCUCAAUGCCCAGGUUCCUCGCGUUCGCGAGCUGCGUCAACUUCGCGCCGCAGACCCUCUGGCCUUCUACGGUGGCGAUCCAACCGGCGGCGAAGGUGGCGUCGAUAUUCCCGACAACGUUUCUCUGGCACCCACAGAAGCGACCACGCUUGCUGGACGGACCAUGUUUACUCGGUACACUGGGAAGACCUCGUCAUCCCGCCACACCUCCAAGACUCGUCGCCGCGAGGAACGUAAGCGAGCCAAGGGUAAGAAGGGUACGAUCUACGAAGAAGAAUACCUGGUCAACAGUAUCAGGCGACUCAUGGAACGGGUCAAUUCUGCUGUUAAUGAGGCGGAGGCCCUUGUGGAUGCCCUCCUGCGCCGCAGCAUGCGCGAACGAGCCGCUGCCGUCGAGAAAGCGCUUGAAGAUGUAUUGAAGAUGUGUGCAGACUGCCGUGAGGACGUGUUUGAAAUCGAGGCUGUACCGGCUAAGAAGGCCGAAGACGAGGAGGAACCGGAAAUUCAAAUUACUUCUGGGUCUCGCGUGCUUGAGGAGAGUAUGGCGGCGAUUGCUUCUGGUGGGGCUGCCCGGAAAGAGGCCCCUGUUGUGAAGGAGAUUAAAAAGUCUUCCCUACUCGCCUAG
Messenger RNA from Penicillium odoratum, 2157 nucleotides. RefSeq lists its product as uncharacterized. Gene Ontology annotation, biological process: tRNA wobble base 5-methoxycarbonylmethyl-2-thiouridinylation. Gene Ontology annotation, molecular function: tRNA binding. The coding region runs from base 1 to 2157 and encodes 718 amino acids. NCBI's taxonomy places the organism in Eukaryota, Fungi, Ascomycota, Eurotiomycetes, Eurotiales, Aspergillaceae. The transcript is spliced from 3 exons. Gene Ontology annotation, cellular component: cytosol; elongator holoenzyme complex. The record is from RefSeq and is a predicted model, not a curated record.